Molecule: messenger RNA, 663 nt
Organism: Aspergillus chevalieri
Lineage: Eukaryota; Fungi; Ascomycota; Eurotiomycetes; Eurotiales; Aspergillaceae
Exons: 2
Coding region: 1-663 (220 amino acids)
Biological process (GO): fungal-type cell wall (1->3)-beta-D-glucan biosynthetic process
Cellular component (GO): fungal-type cell wall; cytoplasm
Molecular function (GO): 1,3-beta-glucanosyltransferase activity
Source: RefSeq, a predicted model, not a curated record
AUGGGUUCAAGCAUGGUCUCCGGUCUCCGUGACGGCACAAUCCUCAUAACUGUUCACGCCAUGUCGCAGUCGUUCUCGGGGGGUCUCGUCUACGAGUACUCACAGGAAAGCAACAACUACGGGCUGGUCCAGCUCAACACCAACGGGACCGCCACCCUCCGCAUCGACUACGAGAACCUCAGGAUUCGGUACACCAAGCUCGAAAUGAAGAAAGUCCAGACGGUGAAGCACUCCCAGACCUCCGUGAGGUCGCCUCCCUGUAAGUCUGGUCUCAUCGAGAACUCGAAAUCGAACUCCUUCCUCGAUACCUUCGACCUCCCGUCCCGUCCACUCAAGGUCCAAGACAUGAUCGACCACGGCUUGGAGGGCUCCAGAACCGGCCAACUCGUGGACGUCUUCUCGAUUACAACCCCCCAGACCGUGUACGACCACACCGGCAAGGAAUUACCCGGGAUUCGAUUGAAAGUGCUUGCGAGCAGCGGUUCGAAUGCCCCGGGUGAGAACACUUCCGGGAGCUCUUCUUUCUCGUCGUCUUCCCCACACAGCGCAAGGAGCAACCGUGGUGGCAGCGGCAGCGGCAGUUCCAAUGGCAAGAGCAGUGCCAUCUCUGUGUCUUUGUCUGUUUCGUUCGUGGGGUUGGCUACCGUGGUGCUCUUCUGUUGA